ACCGAGGUACCUACAAUUGGCAUCACACUACAUCUACUCAAAUCUCAAGUACAUACAUCGACCACAGGUUGAAGUUUGCAGAUCCGUUGAAGACAACGCAAUAAGAAACCACUAAACACGAAAUGGCUUCUUUCAAGUAUCUGAUAUUCAUCGCCUUGGCCGUGUACUCCGUUGCCGCCGAAGAAGGAGUAAGAGCAAAGAAACACGCCUACAUCGCCGCUGCCCCAACUCCGGUCUUGGGAUACUCUGCCUCAGCCCCUGGAUCUUUUUCAUAUGCAUACUCAGAUUACACCAGCUACCCGUACAACUAUCCCGUGGCAGCAGCCGCAUACCACGCACCCGCUACAUACCCAGCAGCAGCUUACCCAGUAACAGCUUAUGCUGCAGCCGCAUACCCGAGCUACCACGAAGAUGACGGCAAAUACUGGCCCGGCAAAUAUGAAAAGUCUUACAUCCCAGCCUACAAGACCGGAUACCUAAGCUACCCCGAAGACGAUGGCAAAUACUGGCCCGGCAAAUACGAAAAGACUUACAUCCCAGCCUACAAGGCCAGAUACCCGGUCGCCUACCACUACUGAACACCCCCACAACAAUGAUUCUCAACCUUCCUUUAACAGACUCGUAGAUUUUUUAAUUGAAUUUUAACAAUAAAAACGUGAUGUUAGUUUUUCCAUAAGUUAA
Molecule: messenger RNA, 681 nt
Organism: Myzus persicae (green peach aphid)
Lineage: Eukaryota; Metazoa; Arthropoda; Insecta; Hemiptera; Aphididae
Product: adhesive plaque matrix protein-like
Exons: 3
Coding region: 123-578 (151 amino acids)
Source: RefSeq, a predicted model, not a curated record